AUGGCAGAUGUCCCUGAAAUCCAUAAACAAAAAUUCUUCAUUUCAGAUGCCGCCGACUGUAACCCAUGCCCAGAAGACCGAUAUCCCAACAAGGACAAGAACCAGUGCAUUUCCAAGAAACUCCAUUUUCUUGCCUAUCAAGAGACCCUGGGAUACACUUUACUUUCUCUAGCUCUUUCUCUCUCUGUGAUCACAUCAGUAGUCCUGGCGAUUUUCCUUAAACAUCGUGUCACACCAAUAGUCAAAGCCAACAACCAAAAUCUCACCUACCUCCUCCUGGUCUCUCUCCUGCUCUGCUUCCUCUGCUCCUUCCUCUUCAUUGGUCAACCUGGGAAAUUCACGUGUGUCCUCCGACAAACUGCCUUUGCUAUUCUCUUUUCCCUUGUGGUUUCCUCUGUGUUGGCAAAAACUGUCAUGGUGGUCCUUGCCUUCAGGGCCACCAAACCAGGGAACAAAGCAAGGAAAUUCUUAGGGAAACCACUGACCAACUCCAUUGUUAUAGCCUGUCCUCUGGUCCAAGUCCUUCUUUGUGCCUCCUGGCUGGUAACAUCUCCUCCAUUUCCCAACUUGGACUUCCACUCCGUGUUUGGAGAGAUCAUCUUGGAAUGUAAUGAAGGCUCAGCUUCAAUGUUUUACACUGUCCUUGCCUAUCUUGGAUUUUUGGCCCUUGUCAGUUUUACUGUGGCUUUUCUGGCAAGGAAAUUGCCUGAUAGUUUUAAUGAAGCCAAGUUCAUUACUUUUAGCAUGCUGGUCUUUUGCAGUGUUUGGGCCACCUUCCUCCCCACCUAUUUGAGUGACAAAGGGAAGUCCAUGGUGGCUGGUGAGAUCUUCUCCAUCUUGGCUUCUGGGGCUGGUCUCUUGGUUUGUAUCUUUUUUCCCAAAUGUUAUAUUAUUCUACUAAGACCUGAUAUGAAUCAGAGAGAAAAUAUAAUGAGGCGCAAGAAUCUCUGA
This is a messenger RNA of Thamnophis sirtalis, 951 nucleotides long. Lineage: Eukaryota; Metazoa; Chordata; Lepidosauria; Squamata; Natricidae. The record is from RefSeq and is a predicted model, not a curated record.